Molecule: messenger RNA, 612 nt
Organism: Fraxinus pennsylvanica
Lineage: Eukaryota; Viridiplantae; Streptophyta; Magnoliopsida; Lamiales; Oleaceae
Source: the annotation of a GenBank genome assembly
AUGUCGACGCCGGCGAACAAUCCGAGUUCCGACUCCGACUCUGAAGUCGAGAACGUUCCAAAUCCUACAUCUAACUUGUCUUCUGAUGCACUAACUGCCAGCACUGCCGCCAAUCCGUCGAGUCCGCCACUGGUUUGCCUUCUUCGUUUCGCCGGUGACUCAGCCGCCGGCGCCUUCAUGGGAUCCAUUUUUGGCUACGGUUCAGGAUUAAUUAAAAAGAAAGGUUUGAAAGGAUCAUUUUCUGAGGCAGGAUCUUCUGCUAAGACAUUUGCGGUUCUGUCUGGAGUUCACAGUUUAGUUGUAUGCUUUAUGAAGAGGUUGCGGGGGAAAGAUGAUGUCAUCAAUGCAGGAGUUGCGGGAUGUUGCACAGGUCUUGCUUUAAGCUAUCCAGGUGCCCCACAAGCUCUACUUCAAAGCUGUCUCACAUUUGGGGCGUUCUCAUUUAUUAUCGAAGGUCUGAACAAGCAGCAGCCUGCACUUGCUUUGCCGGCUUCCUUGGGCAGCAAGGGCAGCAAAGGAAGGCCCUUCGAUGUGCUUACUCCUUUGGCAAUUCCCCUUCCUCGCGAACUUAAGGAGUCUUUUGCUUCUUUUUGCCAAACUUUGAGAAAAUGA